Messenger RNA from Nannospalax galili (Upper Galilee mountains blind mole rat), 1210 nucleotides. It is a transcript of the gene Dnajc12, whose product is annotated as DnaJ heat shock protein family (Hsp40) member C12. The record is from RefSeq and is a predicted model, not a curated record. The transcript has 5 exons. Lineage: Eukaryota; Metazoa; Chordata; Mammalia; Rodentia; Spalacidae. Gene Ontology annotation, cellular component: cytoplasm. Bases 112 to 708 code for a protein of 198 amino acids.
UAUGUUUGCAAAGGUCUAGGUUGACAUCUGUGUGUCCGCUAGAAGAGCAGGGAAAGCCUCCUGCAAGUCCAGGCGCAAAGUCCUCUGUCGCUGCUGGAAGCUGACGCCUGGAUGGAUGCGAUCCUGAAUUAUAGGUGGGAGGACUGCGAGGACUUCUACACCCUGCUGGGAUGCGACGAGCUGUCCUCGGUUGAGCAAAUCUUGGCAGAAUUUAAGGUCAAAGCCUUGGAAUGCCAUCCUGACAAGCAUCUGGAAAACUCCAAAGCUGUGGAGACUUUUCAGAAACUGCAGAAGGCGAAGGAGGUUCUGACCAAUGAAGAGAGGAGAGCCCGCUAUGACCACUGGCGGAGGAGCCAGAUGUCCGUGCCUUUUGAGCAGUGGGAAACUUUGGCCAACUCAGUGAAAACUUCAAUGCACUGGGCUGUCAGAGGUAAAAAAGACUUGAUGCUGGAGGGAUCUGACCAGACUUGUACCACCAAGAUUCAAAGCAAGGAACAGAAGGAACAAAGAGGAACAAAGAAAGAUGACCUGGAUUCAGCCGCAGAGAAGCUGGAGCAGAAAGAAUCCCUGUCCCCAGACAAGGCACGCCGCCUGCAAACUUCUAACUCUCCAAGUUUUUCAGAUGUAAACUGUGGGCACCUUCGUUUCCGCUGGUCUGGCGAUGUUCCCUCAGAACUUCUGAGGAAGUUCAGGAACUAUGAAAUCUAAAGUGCUGCGAUCUGUAAGAGAGGACGAACUAGACCCGCGCUGUGCUGCCCACGUGACCUUCGAUGUGCUGUCUCUGUUCAUGCCUUGAAAACGCCAUGUUUGUGAACUGCUCAGUACGGUUGAGUCCUCGGUCUCUGAACCCAUCCUCACAAUGUGCUUUGUUUAAUUUUCUGCUGGGGAUCGAAUCCAGGAUCUGGUGUACACUCUACCAUUGAUCUACCCCCCUAGCCCCUCAAUGUAUAGUUUAAGUGAGAAAAGUUUUAGCUUAGUUUCUUUCAAUAUAUGAGUAAAUUAUGUUUCUUAAAUCUAAGUAGGUUGUAUUAAAUCUGUUUUCUUGUUAAUGUUAUUUAUAGAUAUCUAUUAAAAACUAGUCUCUAUUGAUAUCUUUGUGUCAGACAUACAAAAAAAUGUCUUCUGACUUUUGACUUAAAAUGAAGUGUAGAGUUACUUGUCUGAAUUCCAUAGGGUUAAAUAAAUAAUUUCCCCAAAGUUUAUAAUUGCA